UAACAACUCAUUUAUAUAUAUAUAUAACUAUAUGAACAAGUUAUAAAUUGAAUACCUGUUCUGUUAAUCUAAAUAUUGGAAUUUUUCCAAAAUAAUUACUAUAUAAUUAACUUACAAUGAAUUUACAGUUGUGAUUUAUAUGUUGGGUUUGCAAAUGGGUUAACACAUGUGAUCUGAUAUUGCAUGAUACAAACAUGCAGAGAUCGAUAAUAUAUUCCGAACGACAGUACAUCGUUUCACGGAAACUUCUUGGAUAUUUGUUUAAAUAUAAUUUAAAGAAACAUGAUGUAUUUAACAUUAUCUCCAGAAAUAUUAGUUUUAAUAACCGACAGAAUAGGUUAUGUUUUCCAUUAUCACAUCAGUCGUAUGGAAUAAAACACACGGGAUUAACUGGGACGAAAUUGCUGCUCUCAAAAAAUGAGUCGUUUAGAAUUUACUUUUCAAAGUUGUGUAAUGCAAGAAGUUUCAGCACAAGCUCUAGUAAUCAUCAACGCAGUUCCAAUGAAUCUGACGAUUCUAAUAAAGAAAACCCUAAAAAAUCAGAAUUAAAUAUGCUACUACUGAAAUUUUUUGGAAUAUUCUUUGCGUGUUCCAUAUAUUACUUAGUUGUGUCUGGAAUCUUCGAAGGAAUAGUCGUAGGAAUGGAUUGGAAUGAUUUUAUAAAUGAAGUACUUUUAAAAGGACAAGUUCAAGAAAUUAAGAUUUAUCCACAUGAGGUAGAAGCUACAGUAAGAACAGGUGCUACAUAUAAAGGAAGAAUCCUGUUUAAAAAGCUUACUUUUUAUGAUGUUCCCGAUGAUGUUGAAGAAAAAAUUAGGGCAAUAGAAAAACGCAUUGGUAUUGGAUCAGAGGAUGGAAUUUCAAUUAGAUAUGUUCACAUGAAUGAAGAAAUGGCUAUAUCAGAGAUAAUUAAGUUAUUAUUCACAAUUGGGUUCUUUGUCUUGCUCUUCAGGCAUCCAAUGAUAAAAAAACAAUUCGUCGGUUUUUCCUUUAUGAAUAAAGCAAAAUAUACGUUAGUGGAACCUUUUUCUGGUAAAGGUGUUCGUUUUAAAGAUGUUGCUGGUUUGAAAGAAGCCAAAAUAGAAGUUAUGGAAUUUGUUGAUUAUCUUAAAAAUCCUGAAAGAUAUACAAAGCUUGGUGCUAAAGUGCCUAAAGGAGCUUUACUCUUAGGACCACCUGGUUGCGGUAAAACACUUCUAGCUAAAGCUGUUGCAACUGAGUCAAAUGUUCCAUUCUUAUCAAUGAAUGGAUCUGAAUUCACUGAAGUAAUAGGGGGACUAGGUGCUGCACGUGUAAGGGAUUUAUUUGCAGAAGCUAAAAAAAGAGCGCCCAGUAUCAUCUAUAUAGAUGAAAUUGAUGCAAUAGGCAAGAAACGAGAAGAAUCGUAUAGCGCAUCUAGUAACAGUGAAUCCGAGAGAACAUUAAAUCAACUUUUAGUAGAAAUGGAUGGAAUGAUAGAGUCAAAGGAUAUUAUUAUUUUAGCUUCAACAAAUAGAGCAGAAGUUCUAGAUAAAGCUUUAUUGAGAUGUGGUAGAUUUGAUAGACAUAUUUUAAUCGAUUUUCCGACUUUAGAAGAAAGAAAAGACAUUUUUGAUUAUCAUCUUCAGUCGUUAUCAUUAGAAGGCACUCCAAUGAAAUAUGCUAAAUAUUUAGCUCACCUUACUCCUGGUUUUAGUGGAGCUGAGAUAGCAAACGUCUGUAACGAGGCUGCAUUACACGCAGCAAACGAAAAAAAAGUUAAAAUCGAUAAUAAUGAUCUCAUGUAUGCAAUUGAUAAAGUAUUAGGUGGUACAGUCAAAAAAUCUAGUACAUUGACACCUCCUGAGAAAGAAGUUAUUGUUUAUCAUGAAGCUGGUCAUGCAGUAGCAGCAUGGAUGUUGGAAUAUGCAAAUCCUUUAAUUAAAAUAACAGUAGUACCAAGAACAAAUAAACAAUUGGGUUUUUCUCAGUAUUCUGAUUCAAAUCUAAAACUUCUAAGUUCAAAACACCUUUUUGAACGUAUGUGUGUACUAUUAGGCGGUAGAGUUGCAGAAAGUAUAAUAUUUAACAAAAUUUCAACUGGCGCGCAAAAUGAUUUACAAAAGGUAACUGAUAUGGCAUAUCUCCAAGUUCAACAAUUUGGAAUGAGUCCUUCUGUGGGUUUGCUUUCUUUUGAUAAAGAACUAACGAGCAUGAAAACUAAAAAACCAUAUAGCAAGAAGCUAGGAAGUUUAAUGGAUGCGGAGGUACGAAGAAUAAUCGUUGAAGCAUAUAAAACAACUGAGAAGUUAUUACAAGAUAAUAAGGAUAAAUUGAUAACUUUGGCUGAAGCACUUCUAAAGAAAGAAACCUUGACAUACAAGGACAUAGAAGCAUUAAUUGGACCUCCGCCUUUUGGGAAAAAAGAUAUUGCAGAAUUGCAAGAAUAUAAUUCAAGUGUGGAAUAAAUAAAUGUUGAUAAUAUAUACGACGUUUCCCAAAAUAUCUCUACAGUACUGAUAUGUACCAGAAGAAAUGCUAUUAUUAUGUUUUAUUAUGUUAAUUUCUGUAAUAAUGAUUCACUUGUAUAAUAUAUGUAAUGUUUACUUUUAGAAAUAAUGAAACAAUAAAAGAAACUACAAUUUAGUGACAAAACUUUUA
Molecule: messenger RNA, 2619 nt
Organism: Bombus pascuorum
Lineage: Eukaryota; Metazoa; Arthropoda; Insecta; Hymenoptera; Apidae
Gene: Spg7
Product: paraplegin
Exons: 9
Coding region: 195-2426 (743 amino acids)
Biological process (GO): mitochondrial protein processing; protein-containing complex assembly
Cellular component (GO): m-AAA complex
Molecular function (GO): metalloendopeptidase activity; ATP hydrolysis activity; ATP-dependent peptidase activity
Source: RefSeq, a predicted model, not a curated record